GUACGUGCCAACAAUUCAGAACUGAGUUUCCAGCUACUGAUGUCACUAAAACUGUGUUUCCUGUGCUCAUUGCUGUUUAUUGGACGUCCCACACUGUGGACAUGUCAGCUGAGACAUGCAGCAUUUGGCAUCAGCUUUGUGCUUUGCAUGUCAUGCAUCCUGGUCAAAACCAUGGUGGUUCUGGCUGUGUUCCAGGCUUCUAAGCCAGGAGCUGGAGCCGGUCUGAAGUGGUUUGGUGUUUUGCAGCAGAGAGGGACAGUUCUGGUUCUUACUUCUCUUCAGGCAGCAAUCUGUACUGCCUGGCUUGUUUCUUCCUCACCAACACCUCAUAGGAACACCCAGUACCACAAUGACAAGAUCAUUUAUGAGUGUGUAGUUGGGUCCACAGUUGGUUUUUCACUGCUACUUGGCUACAUUGGCUUUCUUGCUCUCCUCAGUUUUCUGUUAGCAUUUUUAGUAAGAAAACUUCCAGAUAAUUUCAAUGAGGCUAAACACAUCACUUUCAGCAUGCUUAUUUUCUCUGCUGUUUGGGUGGCAUUUGUUCCUGCUUAUAUAAGCUCACCAGGCAAAUAUGCAGAUGCAGUGGAGGUAUUUGCCAUCUUGGCUUCUAGUUUUGGCCUCUUGGUGGCACUGUUUGGACCCAAAUGUUACAUCAUCCUGAUGAGACCAGAGAGAAACACAAAGAAAGCAAUCAUGGGUAGAGGCAUCACCAGGUAAUCAGAUUAGCCAACAAGGCCUCCAGUGUAAAUGACCAUGUAGCUGUUUGUUCCUACCCUCUGAUUUGACCUGGCCAAGUGUACUGCUAACAAAAAUAUGCUGUAGAUAAAUCAUGCAACAGUGUUUCCAGAGCUGGACUGGUAAUCUGGCACACCAUGCAUUUCCCAGUGGGCCAACCCAUCUUGUGGCUGAUAUAAUUUAAUUUUAGAUUCUUAUUUUUAAAAACAGAUGGCCAACAACAAGCAGGGACAGUGGCCCAGUGGUUCAUUUUCUAUACUGACACCAGGCUCGCCCAGUCACAUGUCUAAAGUCUUACUUUG
Messenger RNA from Monopterus albus (swamp eel), 1037 nucleotides. Its product is annotated as extracellular calcium-sensing receptor-like. Gene Ontology annotation, cellular component: plasma membrane. Gene Ontology annotation, biological process: G protein-coupled receptor signaling pathway. The annotation marks the transcript as partial. The record is from RefSeq and is a predicted model, not a curated record. Lineage: Eukaryota; Metazoa; Chordata; Actinopteri; Synbranchiformes; Synbranchidae. Gene Ontology annotation, molecular function: G protein-coupled receptor activity. The transcript has a single exon.